UCCUUGGCAGCUUGGCUGAUCUUCUGUAUCCAUGAAGGUAACAAAAGAAGAAUGUAUGGGGAUGACCGUCACUUACCAAUACCUCGUUUGCUCAAUCCACCAUUGAAAGAAGGUUAAAUACUGAGUCUGCUAACAAAGAACUAACCCUGGAAGCUUUAAAGAUGACCUGGGGAGAGACUUACCAGAUGCCCCUCAACGUCUACAUCGCUGGGCUGGGAGUCGGCCUGUUCCUCUUCGUGCUGACCGUCAUCUGCUGCUGCUGCUGUUUGUUCAGGUUGAGACGAUAUAAAACAAGGGAGCACUAUGAAUACAACGAGGUGAUUUUGAAACGAGUUGGAAAGAAGACUUUCCAAAGUCUCCUUGGACAGAUGUGUGCCGUUUGCUUGGAGGAGUUCCGCAUGCGUGACCAGCUCGCGCUCUGCCCAUGCUCUCACACCUUUCACACAAAGUGUCUGCUGAAGUGGCUGGAGAUACGUAGCCUUUGCCCGAUGUGCAACAAACCUGUGUAUAAGGUGCCACUCACCGGCCCACAGGAUAUCAUCAACUUCCAGGUUCCCCAGGACCUGUGAAAGGGGAGUGCUGGUGGCUUACUGGAACCAACAUGGCGAGCAUCAAACCACCUUCCUAGAAGCCCAACCUCAGCCUCCUCCUUCUGGACCUCCUGGAUCCUGGUCUCAAAAGACAUCGGAACUAAGCUGAUCUGCAUUCCGCUCUGCUUUCCUGAGGGAGCCUCAUUAGGAAGAACCAUCAGACAGGAGGCUGUGGUUCAGAGGCCUCCCAGUGAAGGAACCAGAGCCCCAGCCUUCAUCCUGGAGGUUGACUCCAUGCUCCCCGAGGUCAUCAGCAACAUCUCGUCCUGAGGAGUUCUCUGCAGGUGUCAAUACAAGGCAACAGAGGACCUGCUCCGAAUGAAGCCCCCAGAUGCAAAAGAACCUCAGUGUCCCACACAGUGAAUAUAUCUACUACACAGGUGGAGUGGAGGGUGGAACGAGGCAACUUCAUUAGCACCUCGGGGCGAAAGGAGAAACAAACUAAACAACAUUCAAAUUACAGUUUUGCUUUCUAAAUUAAAUACACAAUAAUGUAAACUGUCAGGAUCAUUGCUUUCAAACGCAGACCAACCUUGCUUUCUACUCAGAUAAUCACAGGUAGUAAAGGGCUUUGCCCCCUGACCUCAGCCCUCUUCCUAGACCUGCCAAUUCCACACACAUGGAGACAUGGCGGAGCCUCGAACGCUGGUCCCAAAGGUAUGAGGUGACAAUGCUCACCACUGCACCACCAUCCUUUCCUCAGGAUGUGGAGGCAACAAUCCAACACAUUUUGUAAUUGCACCAAAGUAAAUGUAUUUUUUUGUGAAAAGAGUCUGAUGAGUAAACCUUUAGUUUAUCUUCA
This is a messenger RNA of Paramormyrops kingsleyae, 1392 nucleotides long. NCBI's taxonomy places the organism in Eukaryota, Metazoa, Chordata, Actinopteri, Osteoglossiformes, Mormyridae. The record is from RefSeq and is a predicted model, not a curated record.